GCCGCCCUCCUUUACGGAACGUUAACCAACAACACGUUCUCAUCAUAUUCCUCUUUACCUCCAACGCAAACGUUAACAGCCGUCCCAAUUCACAAACUCCCAACUUUAUCUUCUUUCCAUCAUUUCUAAACACAUAUUCAUCAACAUUCUUUCCCAUUCAUUGAUUCUAGUUCAUCUUUCUCAAUCAACUGCACCUAUAAUCCAUUAUUGUGGAUUUUGAAGUUGUUCAUUUUUCAAUCGAUCAUUCCAGUAGCACUUAGAAACUAUAAUAGUUUUAAUUUGAGAUCGAGUUGUAAUUUGAUAAACAAGUGAAAGUUCUGUUUGACAAUUGUGGGCAAAAGAAUGAGUUACGCAUCAGCGGCACUUGGGAAAACAUCUUCUGGUAACAGAAAAUUAAAAGAUCUACUGCAGCAACGUGAUAAUCGAACUUGUGCUGAUUGUGGUGCACCUGACCCUAAGUGGGCGUCAGCCAACAUUGGAGUGUUCAUAUGCUUAAAAUGUUGUGGCGUGCACAGAAGUCUCGGUGUUCAUAUUUCAAAGGUUUUAUCAGUGACAUUGGAUGCAUGGACUGAGGGUGAAAUUGAUGCCAUGAUCGAAGUUGGAGGAAAUGCAUCUGCAAAUUCGAUUUAUGAGGCAUAUAUUCCUGAAGGAAUUUUUAAGCCUAAACCAGAUGCAAGUCAAGAGCACCGGUCAAAGUUUAUCAGGUCCAAGUAUGAGCUUCAGGAAUUCAUGAAACCAAGCUUGAGGAUCUUGUCUUCUAACAGUAGCUCUCUGAAAGCGAGUUUUUCAAGAAAGAUUGACAGUAUCCCGAGUGCCAAAGGCAUGGUGGAAUUCAUUGGAGUCUUGAAGAUCACAGUGCAAAAAGGCACUGAUCUUGCUGUUCGAGAUAUGCUAACAAGUGAUCCCUAUGUUGUCCUUACAUUAGGACAUCAGAAGGCCCAAACAAGUGUACGAAAUAGCAACUUGAAUCCAGUUUGGAAUGAGGAGCUUAUGCUUUCUGUUCCACAGAAUUAUGGGCCUGUUAAACUUCAAGUUUUUGAUCACGACACAUUCUCGGCCGAUGACAUAAUGGGGGAAGCUGAGAUCGAUAUUCAGCCGUUGAUAACAUCUGCAAUGGCGUUCGAGGAUGCUGGCAUUUUAGGCAAUAUGCAGAUAGGAAAGUGGCUGAAAUCCUAUGAUAAUGCAUUGUCAGAAGAUAGCAUUGUCCAUAUAAUUGAUGGGAAGGUGACACAAGAGGUUACACUUAAACUUCAAAAUGUCGAAUCUGGAGAAAUCGAUCUACGAGUAGAGUGGAUGCCCCUUGAUCAAUAACUAAGGCUCAGAAACGCUAUGUAUGCAACGUUAUUCUUAUGGUUCAGAUAUAGUUGAUGAUUGUGUUUCAUUACUGGUUUCGAGUUAUGUCUAUAAAGCUUAAUGAUUUAUGAGAAUUCUUUUGAUUGUAUUUAUGAUAUGAUUUAUUGGUUUUAUAUUUAAACUUCAACAUUGCAUUGUACUAACAGAAGUUUUGAAGCUAAGCAGCCAAGUUAGUCAAUGUUUGGCAAA
This is a messenger RNA of Cynara cardunculus var. scolymus (artichoke), 1542 nucleotides long. Its product is annotated as ADP-ribosylation factor GTPase-activating protein AGD12-like. NCBI's taxonomy places the organism in Eukaryota, Viridiplantae, Streptophyta, Magnoliopsida, Asterales, Asteraceae. The record is from RefSeq and is a predicted model, not a curated record. Bases 343 to 1311 code for a protein of 322 amino acids. The transcript is spliced from 8 exons. Gene Ontology annotation, molecular function: phospholipid binding; GTPase activator activity.